This is a messenger RNA of Ceutorhynchus assimilis (cabbage seed weevil), 1065 nucleotides long. NCBI's taxonomy places the organism in Eukaryota, Metazoa, Arthropoda, Insecta, Coleoptera, Curculionidae. The record is from the annotation of a GenBank genome assembly.
CAUAACCCAACUUUUGGUCAGUUGUCUUGUCAGCAGUUCAUAUGAAUGUGUAAAUAAAAAAAAAAAUUCUAAAAUUAUAUUUAUUAUUAAAUUAAUUUGAAGGCCUUACGGCGUACGGCCUCACUAAAUCCAGGAUGGGUGUGGAAAAAAGCGACAUUGAGCAAUUGAGAAUUUGGAGAGAAAACAAUGAGAGGAAAAGCAGGGAAAUAUUGGAUUUAUGGCUCGUUAGUCUUUGGAUUAAAGCUGAUGCUGAUACACUAGGAAAUGAAAAAUAUCUCAUCCUAGAACAAGUCUGCAUAGCCGCAUUGGAUUGUCAUAUUCUAUAUGUAGCCAAAAACUGCAUCGAAACCUUGGCUAAAGAAUUCCCCAACAGUUUAAGAGUAAGACGCCUUCAAGCCAUGUUUUACGAAGCCAAAGAAGAUUUUGAAAAAGCUACUGAAAUUUUGGAUAGCAUUAUUAAAAUUGAUGAAAACAACAGUGCAGCUAGGAAAAGGAAAAUUACUGUGUUGAAAGCACAAGGAAGAACUGUUGCAGCUAUCAAGGAGCUGACUGAAUAUUUAAAAAUAUUUAUGGCAGACUUUGAAGCUUGGCAAGAACUCUCUGAGCUUUACAUAUCUGAGCAGGAUUUUAAUAAAGCUGCUUUCUGUGUUGAAGAAUUGAUUUUGCACAAUCCUCAUAAUCAUUUGCUGCACCAGAGGUAUGCUGACAUCAAGUACACCCAGGGAGGAGUUGAGAAUUUAGAAACUGCUAAAUCGUAUUAUUCACAAGCCUUGAAAAUCAAUCCCAAGAAUAUGAGAGCAAUUUAUGGACUGUAUUUAACUUCAUCAGCAUUAGCCACAGCAUCAAAGUGUGCGGCUCCUAAAAAGAAGGAAGCUACAAAAUUGGUGGAAUACGCUUUAAAAGAAAUUCAAAACCGAUAUACUGAAGCAGAUGUUGUAGUAACAUCAUUAGCAGCUUUAGAAAUUUGAAGUAUUUUGUAAUUUCAAAUCAUAUUUGAAUUUUGUGGUUUCGCAUUUUAGGUGUAUGUUAUUCUUGAUUAUUAAUAUAUAAAUGUUGUGGAUAAUA